Messenger RNA from Patiria miniata (bat star), 2077 nucleotides. Its product is annotated as branched-chain-amino-acid aminotransferase-like protein 2. The record is from RefSeq and is a predicted model, not a curated record. The transcript has 2 exons. NCBI's taxonomy places the organism in Eukaryota, Metazoa, Echinodermata, Asteroidea, Valvatida, Asterinidae. Bases 127 to 1041 code for a protein of 304 amino acids.
UGUAAGUUUUCAGGCUCUUGCAAACCCAUGGGCUGGUGCCCUUACUACAUGUAUUGUUGAAAUCCAUUUCUUCUGCAUUCCUUGGGUGUAGUGUAUUUGACGUCGGCUGCUUGUGGCAUCAUCACCAUGUCAGAUCAACUCAAAGUCAUCCUGUGGUGUUGUCCACGUUCACUCUCCACAGCUUUCCUCAAGUGCAUGAGUGCUGUUCCUGAUUCGCAAAUGAUUUUUGAGUUGUAUAGCACUGCAAUGCUCUUUGGUCCGGACAGACUGGCAAAAACGGACAUAGCAUCACUUGAACGGAAUAUUCCAGAGAACAUUCUUGAUGAACGUCGGAAAGACCCAGGGUGUGGUUAUCCAGUUUCUAUCUGCAGCAAUGCAUGGGUAAAGCAUCAUCUGGAGACAGGAUACCCGGACAAGAAGUUUGUCUUUGCUAAGGAGAUGGUAUCAUCACUAAUGGGCAAGUUUCAGUUUCUUCCAGAGAGUGGAUACCGCCACGCUUUCCUCCUUCGUAACCCAGCUAAACUUUUUCCAUCCUGGAAGAAGCUCAUUUUUGAAAUCUUUAGGAUGAACAACAUCCCUGUUACCAUGGAGCAAUUGGAGAUUGACAAGUUAUCAGCAGAGAUCAUGCCACCAGGGAAGGCUUUCAAGGAGAUGUACGAUUUGUACUCUUACAUCAAAGAGAAAGAUCUGGAUCCAGACCCUGUCAUCAUAGAUGCUGACGACCUUCUUAGUGACCCAGCUACCAUACUAUCUGGGUUUUGUCAGAAGUUGGGCAUUCCUUACACUGACUCACUGUUAACUUGGGAUGAGGCAGUGGAUGUUCUUGAGAAGUGGGUUGUGAGUGAACCAAUCAAACACAUUAUCCUGAAUGGAGAUGGGUUUAAGAAUUUCCGUAGCAGCACAGGAUUUGCAAAGCCAAGCAGCAAGGAUCAGGCCCCUGAGUCACCUGCUAAGUCACCUGACCCAUCACCUGAUAUUCAGCGUCUGAUUGACUUCACAAUGCCAUACUACACAAAGAUGUAUGAACAGCUGCUCAAGUAACUACAACGUAGUUAUACUUAUAAUAUACUUGUUUUAUAGAAAGAGAUUAGAUUUAAUCAUACUAUACCGUCAAGUUUCAUCAGUUGGAAAAUGCCUGGAAUUUUUAUCUUUACAUGUACUUUCAGUGUUAUUCAUGUUACUCAUGACAAAGGACGUUGGUGUCAGUGACACAAGAGAGAGAUAGGGAAGAGUGGAGGGUGGCAACCAAGUCCCGAGAUGGCCCUCGCAUCACAUGGCAUGACAUGACAUACAUGUACCGGUACAUGUAUGUAUACAGGUUUACGUGUCUUAUUGUACACUGUACUUCAUUAUCUUAUUUGAGUGUUAGUCCUUUUUAGAGUUAAUCCUUUUUUCUGUUAAACUUUUACCACUAAUCAUUCUUAACUGUUGUAAUGUACGUGUAUACAUUUAUUAAUGGGCUUAUCAUUCAAUUUUAAUUUGUUUCGAUCUUUUUUGAUGUCAUAGGCCUAUGCUUGUAUUAUUAUUGUAACAAUUUUGGUGUUUUUUUUAAAGGUUUUGGAAGGUUUUUAGUUAAUUCUUAUUGAUUGUUAAGCGUCUGUAGCAUCAAUUUGACGGAUUUUGCACUAUAGGCUAUAAUACUUAAUAGGAUUAGUAUUAAAUUAUACCAAUUAGGAUACACUUUAAAGCAUGGGAAGUUAAUACCUUUGGGGGACAUGUGGAAUUAGGGAGACAUUUCAAUGUCCCUAAUGCCUCAGCUCCUAUUUAGAGGCAAACUUUUCUCGUCGCAAAAAGGCUAGAUCGAUUGCUCACAGUCCAAUUGGUAAAAAUACUGAAAAUUCUUGAAAUUCAGGAAAUUUGGGUUAGGGGUCAGGAAAGUCGGAUUAUUAUCUAUGGGAAUGUCUCCCUAAUGGUACAGUACCGGUAUAUACCGGUAUUUUAGUUAUAUUACAUAAACAUGUAAACACGUAAUACAUGUAAUUAUUAUUAUUAUUAUUGUUACUUGUAUGAUGUGUCAUUGAAAUUGAGGUCGACUUUUGAAGUUUGAAUGAUUCCUAGAAUGGGGAUUUUACUUCAG